UAAAAAAGUAUACCUGCACGGGCGUGCAUGUCAAAAUUUAGUUUUAGUUUGUUUUAUGCCUUGUCUCCUCUGCUUCAGGUAGCUAUUGAAUUUGGAUUGUGCGACACAGGGGCUAUUAAGAAAGAGGUUGCUCCAAAAGAUGGGAAGUUUGAUUUCAAGAUUUCAGAUCUACAAGCUAUGUUUCCUGAGGGAACAAUUGACAUUAAUGUGGAUAUGGCUUGUAAAGAGUUGCCACAAUGGGAAGAAUCUGUGGAAGACCUUAAAGAACGAUAUGUUAGUACAUUGAAGGUUCUUGCAGACAAGUAUCCUUCUGAAAAUUUGUUAUUAAUCACUCAUUGGACUGGAGUAGGUACUAUACUUUGCAAAUACUUCAAAGAUGCAACUAAGUACUUAGUAGAUUAUUGUGGUUCUGUUGAACUGAGAAGGCAGGUUUCCAAAAGUAAUGAAUCUGAGGAAUUUGAAGUGAUUACUAGUCAUGGUGUAGCUUUCAAGGACAACAAAGUCCCAAUCCAUGGUCCUGUAAUAACCUAAUCUUCGAUUUAGCCGGUUUUGUAUAUGAAUAUUUGGUUUCACAGGUUUGAUUCAAUAAAAUAACAUUAUGUAAACACGUAAAAAAGCAAAAACAUGAAAGGGUUUUAUUUGUAUUGUAUUUGUAUUUUCUUUUUAUUACAUGUAUUUGUAUUUGUA
Messenger RNA from Raphanus sativus (radish), 687 nucleotides. RefSeq lists its product as uncharacterized. The record is from RefSeq and is a predicted model, not a curated record. Lineage: Eukaryota; Viridiplantae; Streptophyta; Magnoliopsida; Brassicales; Brassicaceae. The coding region runs from base 28 to 531 and encodes 167 amino acids. The transcript is spliced from 3 exons.